Achroia grisella is the source of this 1506-nucleotide messenger RNA. Its product is annotated as myrosinase 1-like. The coding region runs from base 1 to 1506 and encodes 501 amino acids. The transcript is spliced from 6 exons. Gene Ontology annotation, biological process: carbohydrate metabolic process. The record is from RefSeq and is a predicted model, not a curated record. Gene Ontology annotation, molecular function: beta-glucosidase activity. NCBI's taxonomy places the organism in Eukaryota, Metazoa, Arthropoda, Insecta, Lepidoptera, Pyralidae.
AUGAUACGACCUUUUUUUAUACUGUGUGCUAUUUUUCACAAUAAUGGAGUAUCAUUGUCCAGCAAAAUCCGCAAAUUCCCUGACAGCUUCGAAUUUGGAGCAUCCACUUCAGCUUAUCAAAUAGAAGGUGGAUGGUAUGAAGAUGGGAAAGGACUAUCAAUAUGGGACAUUGCCACCCACAUGGAUCCAUCACAAAUAAAAGACAAAAGCACAGGCGACAUAGCUGCAGAUUCAUAUCACCUCUACAAACGAGACGUUGAAAUAGCUAAAGAACUUGGGUUAGACUUUUACAGAUUCUCAGUAUCUUGGCCUAGGAUUCUCCCAAAAGGUCUUCCCAAUCAAAUCAAUCAGGCCGGCAUCGAUUACUACAACAAUUUAAUUAACGAAUUGCUGAAGAAUAAUAUUAAACCUUUCUUGACAAUAUAUCAUUGGGACCUUCCAUAUGAAUUGCAGAAGUUAGGCGGAUGGAUCAAUCCGCAUGUUGUAGAUUGGUUUGUGGACUACGUCAAAAUAUUGUACGAUUAUUAUGGAGACAGGGUCAAACUCUGGAUCACUAUAAAUGAACCUAAACAGAUAUGCUAUGAAGGAUAUGGCUCUACUUUAAAAGCACCAAUGCUGAACGCAAGUGGCGUAGCAGAGUAUAUGUGUGCAAAAAACUUGUUACUCGCACAUGCGAAAGCUUAUCAUUUGUAUAAUCAAAAUUAUAGGAAACUGCAGAAUGGUACUGUUGGUAUUUCAAUCAGUUGCACAUGGUUCGAACCAGCUUCUGAAACAAUAGAUGAUCAUCAAGCAGCUGUAGAUGCUAAUCAGUUUGAUUGGGGCCAAUACGCUCACCCAAUAUUUUCCAAGGCUGGCCAUUUUCCUUUUGAAUUAAAGAAAAAUAUCGCACUUAAAAGUGCUGAACAAGGAUUCUCAAGAUCUAGAUUACCAGAACUGUCAGCUUCCGAAGUAGCCCUUAUCCGAGGGUCUGCUGACUUCUUUGGUGUCAAUACAUACACGACUAAGUUAGCGUAUAGAGACGCAUCUCUGGACGGCUUGUAUGCUGUGCCUUCGUAUAUGGACGAUAUGGCGGCUGUUGUAGUCGGUAAUCCGACGUGGCCUCAAGCAAAAUCUACUUGGCUACAGGAAGUACCUUGGGGUUUCUAUAAAUUACUAAAAGAAAUUAAAAAGAAUUACAACAAUCCUGUUGUGUACAUCACUGAGAAUGGAUGGUCGACGGCUGGAGGUCUAUUUGACGACGAUAGAAUCCAAUACUAUAGGAAUUACUUGAGUGUUCUCCAUGACGCUAUUGAAGAGGGGUGUGACGUCAGAAAAUAUACCGCUUGGUCUCUAAUAGAUAAUUUUGAAUGGAAGAAUGGUUACACUGAGAAAUUCGGUUUGUACGAAGUGGACUUCUCGAGAGAAGAUCGCAACCGAACACCAAGAAAAUCAGCAUAUGUUUAUAAAGAAAUAAUUCGAACCAAAUCUUUAGACACUACGUACGAGCCAGAAAUAAAUACUGUCUAA